CAGUGGAGCUUUGUGUCUGCAGAGCAGCAGCUGAGAGACGGCUGUUUCGGGUCCAGCUAUAGGGACGAUUCUGUGACCUGGGUGAAGAGAGGGGUGGGUCAAGCUGUUCACUCUUCAAAUAUAUAAAAGGAAUAACCGCUGGGAGCAGGAGUCAGGAGAGAAAGAGAGAGAGAGAGGCAAAGAAGGCAGCAACAAUGUCAGAUGUCUAUAAAGCCGCGGUUGAGCAGCUCACAGAGGAACAAAAGGCUGGUGAGUGCUUGAGGUCUUUCCCUUCGUUUUGCUCAGAAUUCAAAGCUGCCUUUGACAUCUUUGUCCAGGGUGCUGAGGAUGGCUGUAUCAGCACUAAAGAAUUGGGAAAGGUGAUGCGAAUGCUCGAUCAGAACCCUAGCGCUGAGGAACUGCAGGAGAUGAUCAAUGAAGUGGACGAGGAUGGGAGUGGAACUGUUGAUUUGGAUGAAUUUCUAGUCAUGAUGGUGCGCUGUAUGAAAGAUGACAGCAAAGGAAAGUCAGAGGAAGAGCUGGCAGAACUGUUCAGAAUAUUUGACAGAAAUUCCGACGGGUACAUUGAUGUCGAUGAACUGAAGUAUAUGCUGGAAACCACAGGAGAAAUAAUCACUGAAGAUGACUUGGAAGAGCUCUUUGUUGAUGGAGACAAAAAUAAAGAUGGGAAGAUUGAUUAUGAAGAGUUUCUCGAGUUCAUGAAAGGCAUUGAGUAAUUGCUUCAAGAUCAAUCAGCACUAGGAAUAGUUCAGCAGUGGAUUUCUUUUCAUUAAACACAGCAAAUGAAGAUAUUUUGAUGACUGAAAAAUCAGAGAAAUCUGAAAUGUAACUUUACAUGGAUGGAAGGUAAUAGAUGGGUAAUUGAUAAAAGAAAAAUGUGAAACAAUAUACUAAAUAAUCAAAAACAAAUGUCUAUAGAAAGUGUACCAGUUGCUCUUAUUGUAAAAUAUACCUGUAAUAUACAAUUUAUAAUAGCUUAACUGGAAAUAAAUAUAUUUGCAUGUUUAAGAAGGGCUGUUAAGGACUGGUUCUCGAUUAUGCCACAUUAUUAUUUGUUAUAUACCUUUUCUCAUGGCAAAUAUUCCUCUGUUGAGUGAGUUAAGUAAAGGAUUUGUUAAGUAAAAUGGAGAGAAAUUCCAUUUGGAUCCAGAUUUACUCCACUAUUCAGCAUCCAAAUUCCU
Molecule: messenger RNA, 1181 nt
Organism: Callorhinchus milii (elephant shark)
Lineage: Eukaryota; Metazoa; Chordata; Chondrichthyes; Chimaeriformes; Callorhinchidae
Product: troponin C, slow skeletal and cardiac muscles-like
Exons: 6
Coding region: 195-716 (173 amino acids)
Cellular component (GO): myosin II complex
Molecular function (GO): calcium ion binding
Source: RefSeq, a predicted model, not a curated record